GAAGUGGUGGUGCCGGAGCGAUGGCGGACUCCGGUGAUUGGGAGAGUUUGCCGGUCUCUGUCCACCCGCGGAUCCUGGAGUCGCUGCGGAGUCUGGGCUUCUCUAGCAUGACUCCGGUUCAGUCUGCAACAAUCCCCCUGUUCGUAAGCAACAAGGACGUGGCAGUCGAAGCAGUGACCGGCAGUGGGAAGACAUUGGCAUUUGUCAUCCCGAUUCUGGAAAUCCUUUUGAAGCGAGAGGAGAGGUUAAAGAAACUGCAGGUGGGGGCCCUGAUCGUCACUCCCACCCGGGAGCUGGCUAUCCAAAUUGAUGAGGUGCUCAGGCACUUCACCGUGCACUUCCCGCAGUUCAGCCAGAUUCUCUUCAUCGGUGGGAGGAAUCCAAUCGAAGAUGUUGAGAGGUUCAAGGAGCAGGGAGGGAACAUUGUGGUGGGCACCCCUGGCCGUCUGGAGGACAUGUUUAGGCGGCGGGCGGAUGGAUUGGACCUUGCCAGCUGCGUGAAGAGCCUGGACGUGUUGGUGCUGGAUGAGGCCGACCGCCUCCUCGACCUGGGGUUUGAAGCCAGCCUGAACACCAUCCUGGGCUUCCUGCCGAAGCAGCGGAGAACGGGGCUCUUCUCGGCCACUCAGACGGACGAGGUGGAGACCCUGGUGCGAGCGGGGCUGCGUAACCCCGUCCGCAUCACGGUGAAGGAGAAGGGAAUGGCGGCGGACAGCACCCAGAAGACACCCAUCCGGCUGCACAACUAUUACACGAUCUGUCGAGCGGAUGAGAAGUUUAAUCAGUUAGUUGCCUUCCUCCGGAAGCAUAAAAAGCAGAAACACCUCGUUUUCUUCAGUACGUGUGCCUGUGUGGAAUAUUACGGGAGUGCGCUGGACAAGGUGGUGAAGAACGUCCGGAUCAUGCGUAUCCAUGGGAAAAUGAAGCAGAAACGCCAAAGUAUCUUCACAGAGUUCCGACAGCUCGACAGUGGGAUUCUGGUUUGCACGGAUGUCAUGGCUCGUGGUAUCGACAUCCCAGAGGUUGACUGGGUCCUGCAGUACGAUCCCCCCAGCAGUGCUAGUGCCUUUGUCCAUCGCUGUGGCCGAACAGCUCGCAUCGGUCACCACGGUAACGCCCUGGUAUUCCUGCUUCCCAUGGAGACGACUUACGUCAACUUCCUCUCCAUUAAUCAGAAGUGUCCAAUGGAGGAGAUGAAGUUGAUGAAGGAUUCUGUCGACGUGCUGCCAAAUCUGAAGAAGUUGGCUUUAAGUGACCGAGCUUUCUUUGAAAAAGGAAUGAAGGCCUUUGUGUCGUUCGUUCAGUCUUACGCCAAACACGAGUGCAGCUUGAUUUUCCGGAUGAAGGACCUCGAUUUUGCAGCCGUUGCCAGGGGCUUUGCUCUCCUUAAACUGCCCAAGAUGCCGGAAUUGAGAGGAAAAAGCUUGCCAGGAUUUAUUCCGGAGGAUGUUGACACCAAUUCAAUCCGAUACAAGGAUAAAAACCGAGAGAGGCAGAGGCAGAAGCUGCUAGCAGAGCAGGCGAAGGAGCAGAUGGAAACCAAAAGGAAAUUUGUGAAGAAUAAACCUUGGUCGAAGCAAAAACUCAAGAGGGACAAGAAGAGAAAGCAGGCUGUCAAAAGGAAGGGUUCGGACAGGGAUGAUGAGGAAGAUAUUGAUGAACUACUGAAUGAUACCAGGUUACUGAAGAAGCUGAAAAAGGGCAAGAUCAGUGAGGAGGACUUUGAGAAACAGCUGACUGCGACGUGAACUGUGCCUGGAGUCGGAAGCAGUCAGCCUUGUAAUAUUCUGUGAAUAAUUCCUCAGCAGUUUGUUUUACUUUAAAACAUGAUACAGUAUAUUAAAAUCCACUUUGGUAUAAACACCCUGCAAUUGCAGAAUAAUUUCUAGUGAUGAGUCGUGGACAGAACUGAAAUGAGUUUGAAUUUUCUAUUUCCAAAAGAACCAUUCUGGAAAAUCAUUGAGAUGGAUAACAUAACAGGCCAUUUGGCUGACCAUAUUCACAGUGACCAGUCGACACCUUGUAUAUUAAUCCCUCUUCCAGCAUUUGGGCCCGAUGUCACCAUCUAGCUCCAGACCAUCCUGCACAGCAAGGGGUAACAACAGAACACAGAUCUGUGUGAAGCUGCAGUCCAGAGGAGCCGAUUUCUGGGGAAGGGAAGGACUCCCUUCGUGCAUGAUACCAUGUUGCCUUUCCCUAAUAAGUCCAUGUCUACUCAAAUACUCACAUAUACAGUCCCUUUGAACAACUUCCAGUAACUUUCCCACUAUUGAUGUCAGGCUCACUGGCCUGUAAUUUCCUGACUUAAUUUUAGAGCCUUUCUUAACCAGCAGAACAAUAUUAGCUAUCCUCCAAUAACUCGCCUGUCGCUAAGGAUGAUGUAAAUAUCUCUGCUAGGGCCCUGGUAAUUUCUGUACUUGCCUCCUGUAGGGUCUGAGGGAACAUCUUGUCAGGGCCUGGGGUUUAUCCACCCUAAUUUGCCACACGACAGCAAACACCUCUAUGAAGUCAAUGCUGCUUCGCCUCACUUCUAUAGACUCUGUGUCUGUCUCCUAAGUAAAUACAGAUGCAAAAAGAAUUGUUUAAAAUCUCCCCCUUCUCUUUUGACUCCACACAUGGAUUACCAUUCUGAUCUUCCAGAGAACUAAUUUUGUCUCUUGCAAUCCUUUUGCUCUUAACAUAUCUGUAGAACCCCUUAGGAUUCUCCUUCACCUUGUCUGCUAGGGGAACCUCAUACCUUCUUUCAGUCCUCCCAAUUUUUUUCUUAAGUGUUCUCUUGCAUUUCUUAUAACUCCAUAAAUACCUCGCAUCUUCCUACCUACUUAUACCUGUUGUGCAGUCCUUUUUUUCCCCCCAUAACCAGGGCCUCAAUACCAAGCACACCUUUGUCAGAAAGCAGCCUGUCUCCAUCCAUACUUGCCAGAUCCUUACUGAUACCAUCAUAAUUGGCCUUCCUCCAAUUUAGAAUCUCAACCUGCGGA
Molecule: messenger RNA, 2981 nt
Organism: Mobula hypostoma (lesser devil ray)
Lineage: Eukaryota; Metazoa; Chordata; Chondrichthyes; Myliobatiformes; Myliobatidae
Gene: ddx55
Product: DEAD (Asp-Glu-Ala-Asp) box polypeptide 55
Exons: 14
Coding region: 21-1748 (575 amino acids)
Cellular component (GO): nucleolus
Molecular function (GO): ATP binding; RNA helicase activity; nucleic acid binding
Source: RefSeq, a predicted model, not a curated record